UCUGAGCAUUGCGUACACUGACAGCACAGUCUUUAGAAACUUGUUUCUAUUUGACGGAAGUGAACUUCACACCCUCACCAUCAUGCAAAGAACGAAAUCUUCACUGGACCAGGUGAUCUCUGAAAGUACACUGAUCCGAGAAGGAAAUCCAUCUGUUUACGUACUGCAAACAAAAAAAGAAAAAUCUUCUACAAUGACCAGAGUGACUGUUGGUACUAAAGAUGAACGCAAGAGAAAUAAAACUAUCUUACUGGUCGGGGAAACAGGAGCAGGAAAAUCCACUUGGAUCAAUGCAUUGGUGAACUUCACCAUUGGGGUGAAGUUUCAGGAUAAAGUCUGUUUCCAGAUUGUGGAGAAGACGGACCAGGAAACCUCUGAAGUGACUGUGUACGAAGUAUUUGGCUUUGAAGGUAGAGUGAUCCCCUUCUCUCUGACCAUCAUCGAUACUCCAGGAUUUGGAGGCAUCGGAGGGAUAGAAUAUGAUGACAGCAUCACUAGGAGUUUAUUGCACUUGUUUCGGUCAGGAGGCAUUGAAGAACUACAUGCAGUGGGUCUGGUGAUGAAGGCAAGCGAUAAUCGACUGAAUGACAGAAUGAUGUACAUCUUGAAUUCAGUCAUGUCUUUAUUUGGGAAAAACAUAGAAAACAACAUCAUAACUCUGAUCACCCACUCAAAGGGAAGAACACCAAAGAAUGUCCUUCAAACUCUUGAAGCUUCCACCAUUAAAUGUGCCAAAAAUGAGAAGAACAAGCCAGUCUACUUCCUGUUUAAUAACUGCCAGAGCGAAGACCGUACAGAAGAAGAAGAAUACCUGGAAGGAGCCUAUAAGGUAACAGAGAAAGGACUGAAAGAGUUCACUGCUUUUCUGGAAAAAUCUCAGCCUCAAAAACUGAAGACAACUGUUGAUGUUAUCAAUGAACGCAUUAAACUGACAGCCUGCAUCCAAAACCUGCAGCAAAGAUUCAUUGAAGCUGAACAAAAGCAGAACCAGAUCAGACAAAUCCAACAUAACCUGAUGAAAGAUAAAGAAGAGAUGGAAAAGAAUGAACAUUUUUCUUUUGAAGUAGAAGAGUCCUACAAAGUCAGAGAAUAUAUCAAAAAUGAAAAGUGGAUUAAAGAUUUCCUUCAUGAUGCAGCUAUGUGUUGCAAACGCUGUCAGGAAAACUGUCACUAUCCUGGAUGCAAUUGGGCUCCGAAACCUGCCUUCUGUGAAGUCAUCAAAGACGGUCACUGCAUCGUCUGCACUGGGAAGUGUCCCACAUCUGAUCACGUGAAAGAGAACUGGAGAUAUGUGACCAAGACAAGAAAAGUUCAAACUACUGCGAAAGAAAUGAAGCAAAACUAUGAAAAGAGUAAAACCGAAAAAGAGAACAACUCUAGUUAUUUAGAAAGUCUGGACACUGAAAUGAAAAAUCUGACAGCAGAGAAGGCUCAGCUGCUGGAAGAGUCCUACAAACACAUCACUAAGCUGGAAAAGAUUGCCCUCAAAGUUGAUUCAGCAGCUACCCUGGUCCACCUGGAUUUCCUGAUUGAGAAGAUGAGAGAAAUUGGAAUGAAAGAUAAAGCAGAGAAGCUGGAGAAAUUAAAAACGAAUGUUGACGAAGGAAGCCAAGCAGCCGUACUAUACCAGCAUGAG
Cyprinodon variegatus (sheepshead minnow) is the source of this 1636-nucleotide messenger RNA. RefSeq lists its product as uncharacterized. The annotation marks the transcript as partial. Gene Ontology annotation, molecular function: GTP binding. The transcript is spliced from 3 exons. The record is from RefSeq and is a predicted model, not a curated record. Lineage: Eukaryota; Metazoa; Chordata; Actinopteri; Cyprinodontiformes; Cyprinodontidae.